AUGUCGGGCUUCAGCCCGGAGCUGAUUGAUUACCUGGAGGGCAAGAUCUCCUUCGAGGAGUUCGAGCGGCGGCGAGAGGAGCGCAAGAGCCGCGAGAAGGUGAGUCUGCGCCAAAAUGCGUCUGCUGAGGAGAAUGCCGAUGAAGAUGUAGAGGCUCCAUCUUCAUCCAGAAAAGCAUCUGGAAAAUCCCAAAGUCAGGAUGAAACUGAUGGAGAAACUUCAGAUGGCGUCAGUAAAUCUGUUCAUAGGGUCUUUGCAUCCAUGCUUGGGGAAAAUGAAGAGGAGGAGGAGGAGGAGGAGGAAGAAGAGGACGAGGAAGAAGAAGAGGAAGAAGAAACUACUGAACAACCCACAGCUGGAGAUGUUUUUGUGUUGGAGAUGGUACUGAAUCGAGAGACCAAGAAAAUGAUGAAAGAGAAGAGACCUCGCAGCAAGCUUCCUCGUGCCUUGAGGGGUCUGAUGGGAGAGGCCAAUAUCAGGUUUGCUCGAGGAGAACGUGAGGAGGCUAUUCUAAUGUGCAUGGAAAUCAUUCGACAAGCUCCUCUUGCUCAUGAGCCUUUUUCCACUCUUGCCAUGAUCUAUGAAGACCAGGGUGAUAUGGAGAAGUCGUUACAGUUUGAACUGAUUGCAGCUCACUUAAAUCCUAGUGAUACUGAGGAAUGGGUUAGACUAGCAGAAAUGUCACUGGAACAGGACAAUAUUAAACAGGCUGUUUUUUGCUACACAAAAGCUCUGAAAUACGACCCAACCAACGUGCGUUAUCUAUGGGAAAGAUCAAGCCUGUAUGAACAGCUGGGGGAACAUAAGAUGGCUAUGGAUGGCUACAGGCGUAUUUUGAAUCUCCUGUCUCCCUCUGAUGGAGAGCGCUUCAUGCAGUUGGCUAGAGACAUGGCAAAGAGUUAUUAUGAAGCCAAUGAUGUGACCUCUGCUAUUGAGAUAAUAGAAGAAGCCUUAACUAAACACCAGAGCCUUGUCUCCAUGGAAGACGUUAAUAUCGCAGCUGAACUAUAUAUUUCUUCCAAGCAGUAUGACAAAGCGUUGGCGGUUAUUACAGAUUUUACAGGAAUUGUACUUGAAAAGAAAGUAUCAGAAAAAUGUCCAACUGAGGAGAAAAAAGCUGUGCAGAAGGUCAGCUGUUGCAUACCCGAGGGCGUUCCCAUAGACAUCACGGUCAAGCUGAUGGUGUGCUUGGUUCACUUGAACAUCCUAGAGCCACUCAAUACUCUCUUGACCACUCUGGUGGAACAAAAUCCAGAAGAAAUGGGUGACUUGUAUUUGGAUGUUGCAGAGGCAUUUCUGGAUGUUGGAGAAUACAACUCAGCACUGCCUCUCUUGAGUUCCCUUGUCUGUUCAGAACGAUACAACUUGGCUGUUGUCUGGCUUCGGCAUGCGGAGUGCUUGAAGGCUUUGGGACACAUGGAACGUGCUGCUGAGAGCUAUGCCAAAGUUGUUGAUCUUGCUCCAUUACAUCUGGAUGCAAGAAUCUCACUUUCAACGCUUCAGCAGCAGCUGGGCCGACCUGAAAAAGCUCUGGAGGCUCUGGAACCGAUGUAUGAUCCAGAUACACUGGCUCAGGAUGCUAACGCUGCCCAGCAGGAAUUAAAGCUGCUCCUCCAUCGUUCGACACUGUUGUAUUCCCAAGGGAAAAUGUACGGUUACAUCGACACUUUACUUACAAUGCUGGCCAUGCUGUUGAAGGUAGCAAUGAGCAGAGCUCAGGUGUGUUUGAUAUCUAGUUCCAAGUCUGGAGAGAGACACCUCUAUCUUAUUAAGGUGUCAAGGGAUAAAAUUUCUGACAAUGACGACCAAGAGACAGCAAAUUGUGAUGCGAAAGCAAUUUUUGCUGUUCUCACGAGCGUUCUGACAAAAGAUGACUGGUGGAACCUCCUCCUGAAGGCUAUAUAUUCCUUGUGUGACCUCUCCCGGUACAAGGAGGCAGAGCUACUAGUGGAUUCCUCAUUGGAAUAUUAUUCAUUUUACGAUGAUAGACAAAAGCGCAAGGAGCUGGAAUACUUUGGGCUCUCUGCUGCCAUUCUGGACAAGAACUUCAGAAAAGCGUACAACUACAUCAGAAUCAUGGUAAUGGAAAAUGUCAAUAAACCUCAGCUAUGGAACAUAUUCAAUCAAGUUACUAUGCAAUCUCAGGAUGUCCGUCACCAUCGCUUUUGUCUCCGCUUAAUGCUGAAAAAUCCUGAUAAUCACGCAUUGUGUGUCCUAAACGGGCAUAAUGCGUUUGUGUCUGGCAGUUUCAAGCAUGCUCUUGGACAGUACGUGCAAGCCUUUCGUGCAAACCCAGCUGAACCUCUGUACAGUCUUUGUAUUGGCUUGACUUUCAUCCACAUGGCUUCUCAGAAAUACGUGUUGAAAAGGCAUGCUCUUCUAGUACAGGGAUUCUCCUUCCUGCACCGGUACUUGGACCUGCGCGGACCUUGUCAAGAGUCUUUCUACAACCUUGGCCGUGGCCUUCACCAGCUGGGAUUACUGCACCUGGCAAUCCACUAUUACCAAAAAGUACUUGACCUCCCUCCUCUCACCUUAGAGGGAAUAGAAACUGAUCAGACAGACUUGAGAAGAGAUACUGCCUUUAACUUGUCACUUAUUUAUCAGAGCAGUGGAAAUCUGAGACUGGCUCAAAAGAUGUUGUAUACCUACGCAGUUGUAUGAUGAGGUUUGUGGCAGGUGCAGUUGAUACACUUUGUGUUAACCUUUGCAUUGUGCAGUGCUGGAGAAGCUGGUUUAUGUACAGCUGUUUCUGUAGAGGGCCAGAGACGUGGCUUGUACUGUGUUUAUUGACUUUUUCUGCUUCUGACACUUGAACUGUAUCACAUAUGGAUGGAAACUGCCUGUUCCGAGUACAACGCUGACA
Antrostomus carolinensis (chuck-will's-widow) is the source of this 2866-nucleotide messenger RNA. RefSeq names its product general transcription factor IIIC subunit 3 (gene GTF3C3). NCBI's taxonomy places the organism in Eukaryota, Metazoa, Chordata, Aves, Caprimulgiformes, Caprimulgidae. Gene Ontology annotation, molecular function: protein binding. Bases 1 to 2664 code for a protein of 887 amino acids. Gene Ontology annotation, biological process: transcription by RNA polymerase III. The transcript is spliced from 18 exons. Gene Ontology annotation, cellular component: transcription factor TFIIIC complex. The record is from RefSeq and is a predicted model, not a curated record.